AUGAAAGUCCCAAAAGUAAGUGCUAUUUUUUUGGUUUUUCUCCUUUCCGUUUGUUUUUUACCAUCACCUUCAUUAUGUGAUGCAAAUGCCGCCAAUCCUAAAGUUCCAAAUGUUGCUAGCCCAGCCGUAAGUGCUAGCUCGGCUGAAAGCGCACAAGGACCAGCUGUAAGUCCAAAAAUUAACAAUCCACCAGCUCCAGAAAAAAAUGAUAAUAAGGAUAUAGCAAAAAUUGAUGACAAAAUAAAUAAAAAAAAAAGCAGCGCUAAACCAUUGUUAAUUACAGCAAUAUCAACAAUGGCAGCAAUAGCAAUUGCAAGCGCAUUAGGUUAUGGUAUGUACACAAAGAACAAAGCAAAACCCGAAAAGGAGGGUGAAGAAGGUGAUGCAUCUACCAAUGAAGACGCAGAUGAUUCUGAAGAAUCUAAUGAAACCAUCAAAGAUGUUGAAGAAGUAGUUUCUGAUAUAAUCGACAAAGUUACUGAUGCUGAAAAAAACUAA
Plasmodium vinckei vinckei is the source of this 498-nucleotide messenger RNA. RefSeq names its product early transcribed membrane protein. Lineage: Eukaryota; Apicomplexa; Aconoidasida; Haemosporida; Plasmodiidae. The record is from RefSeq and is a predicted model, not a curated record. Bases 1 to 498 code for a protein of 165 amino acids. The transcript has a single exon.